Molecule: messenger RNA, 1563 nt
Organism: Penicillium cataractarum
Lineage: Eukaryota; Fungi; Ascomycota; Eurotiomycetes; Eurotiales; Aspergillaceae
Exons: 2
Coding region: 1-1563 (520 amino acids)
Biological process (GO): transmembrane transport
Cellular component (GO): membrane
Molecular function (GO): transmembrane transporter activity
Source: RefSeq, a predicted model, not a curated record
AUGUCGACCGAAUUCGAUGAGAAGACCAAGGCCGUCGACUCGACGGCCGCCGAGGACCCCCAGGGCGAGUUGAUCAACGCGUCCGGUCACGUCCAGGAACUGGAUCGCAACUUCUCCCUGCUCAGUAUUUGUGCCAUUGCCGUGACGACCGGCAACACUUGGAUUGCCCAGGGUGGCAGUGUUGUGACCGCAUUGAGCAACGGUGGUCUGGGUGGUACGAUCUAUGAAUUUAUUGCCGUGUCCAUCUGUUACUGGCUGGUCGCUGCUUCGAUCGCCGAGCUGGCAUCUGGUAUGCCCUCUGCCAGUGGUGUCUACCACUGGGCUUCGGUGACUGCGGGCAAGUAUGGUCGCGCCUGUGGUUUCUUCGCUGGUUGGUGGAACUGUUUGGCGUGGACUCUGGGUGCUGCUUCGAUGUGUUUGAUCAUGGCCCAGCAAACCGUUUCCAUGUACGCGCUGAUGCACCCUGGCUUCGUUCCUCAAAACUGGAACGUGUUCGUCAGUUUCCUGAUCUGCACCUGGGUUUGCUGUGCCAUUGUGCUCUUUAUGAACCGCUGGUUGCCCUUUAUCGGUAACGUUGGCAUGUUCUUCAUCCUGUCCGGUGUCUUCAUCACCAUCAUUGUCUGCGCUGUCAUGCCCCAUGUCAACGGUACUGGAUACAUGUCCAAUGACGAUAUCUGGGCGACCUGGAGCAACGGAACUGGCUACAAGCAGCAGGGCUUCGUCUUUGUCAUGGGUAUGCUCAACGGUGCUUACAGUGUCGGCACUCCUGACUGCUCGUCCCACUUGGCCGAGGAGAUCCCCCAGCCUAGCCGUAACAUCCCCAAGGCCGUGCUUGCCCAGAUGAGUGUCGGCUUCAUCACUGGCAUUCUUUACAUGAUCGCCAUCUUCUACUCUAUCCAGGAUCUUGACAGCGUCACCUCCAGCACCUACAAAUUCCCUCUGGCUGAGAUCUACCACCAGGCGACCGGCUCCCGUGGUGGUGCGCUGGGUCUCCUGAUCAUUGCUUUCCUGCCCACCCUGGUCACCGCGUCCGGUUGCUAUAUCACUGCCGGUCGUACCCUGUGGACCAUCUCUCGUGACCGUGCCACUCCGUUCCCCAACUGGCUCGGCCGCAUCAACACCACUUUCCACAACCCGUUCAACGCCACCCUGACUUGCGGUGUUGUCAUCACCAUCCUGGCCUGCAUUUACCUGGGUUCGACCACUGCCUUCAACGCCUUCGUUGGCUGCUUCGUCCAGUUGUCGUCUCUGUCCUACUUCAUGGCCAUCUUCCCCCACAUCCUGACUCGCCGCUCCUCGUUCACUCCUGGAUACUUCUUCAUGAACAACAAGAUUGGAUACGUUGUCAACACCCUGUCCUGCAUUUACAUCAUCGCCUUCGUCAUCAUCUUCUGCUUCCCCUACGCUCUGCCCGCGGAGGCUGCCUCGAUGAACUACGCCAGUCUGAUGACCGGCGGUCUGACCAUCUUCGUCACCAUCUGGUGGUUCAUCCGCAAAGGCUCCUACGAAGGUCCCAAGAACAUUCCUCUGUCCGACAAGGCUGUUCCCGAUGAGGCUAAAUAA